Molecule: messenger RNA, 1632 nt
Organism: Venustampulla echinocandica
Lineage: Eukaryota; Fungi; Ascomycota; Leotiomycetes; Helotiales; Pleuroascaceae
Exons: 9
Coding region: 1-1632 (543 amino acids)
Biological process (GO): hydrogen peroxide catabolic process; response to reactive oxygen species; cellular response to oxidative stress
Molecular function (GO): peroxidase activity; heme binding
Source: RefSeq, a predicted model, not a curated record
AUGUUGCUUCCUAUCUUAAUAACUUUGUUUUCGCAAUUCCAAGGUCUAAACGGCCAGGCGGUGAAUGAUGUGGAUGCAAAUGGCAUCACUCUAUUAGAAAAGAUAGAGGAGAUGGAAAGACAAAUCCUGAAUCCAUUCACCCUUGUAUCCGUGGUUACACCUUGUGGUGUCAACUUCAAUGACAAUCAAAAUAGGGGCCAGCAAACUUCAGCAGAAUGGGUGAGGAUUAUCUUCCACGAUUCGAUCACAGCAAACAUUGCUGGGCCGGGAUUAGGUGGACUUGACGCGUCUAUUGGCUUUGAAUCAGACCGGCCGGAGAACGUUGGCAUUUUUGUAAAUGUUACACUUGGCCAGUUUAGCCAGUUCUCUAGCGUGUUCUUGUCUAUGUCAGAUCUUAUUGGAGUAGGAUUGUCUGACAGUCUUGCUUCUUGUGAUCCAACCGCUCGACGCAUACCACUCCGUGUUGGCCGAAUAGAUGCUACUGGCCCUGGACCUGCAGGCGUACCAGGCCCAACAGAUAAUAUAGAAUUUGCGACUGCUGCAUUUGCUAAAGCAGGAUUUAGCCAGAGUGAAAUGAUCCAGGCAGUGGCAUGCGGACACUCACUGGGCGGGGUCCACCAUACCAACUUUCCAGAUAUUGUCGAGGAUCCUAAAGAUGCUUCUAAUACCGACGGCCGAGCUCCAUUUGAUAGCACUCCGGCUAUAUUUGACAACACUGGCGUCAAUGAAUAUCUAACUGGUACUGGCUUGAAAGGCGGGCCAUUAGUAGUUGGACCUGAGGCCACACGAUCGGAUUUACGUAUAUUUGCUUCAGAUGACAACGCCACUAUAAGUGCUAUGUCUUCACCCCAAUCUUUUGAAGACACCUGUUUUACGAUUUUCGAAAAGAUGAUAAACACCGUCCCCAGUGCAGUUAAGCUUUCCGAUCCUAUCGUCCCCAGGCCAUGGAUUCUGCGUGAAAGCCAUCUGGACCUUAAUUCAGCUGGUGCAGUGACGUUUUCUGGGACAAUCAUAGGCCACUCUUCAGCUUCUCUCCCUGAUACUGCCUCAUACUCUUAUGGGACAUCUGGAGGAAAUACGGCCCCAAAAACCAGCCAAGCAGGAGUGGCAUAUCCUAUUGUUGCAAACACCCCCAUCGGGUUUGGGACCAUUACAGACUACAACUUUGCCGACACCUUGAAUAACCCUGAUGUUACAUCAAUCAACGUUCAGAGCUCUUAUUCGGCACCAAUCAAUCAAAAGAUAUUCAUUCUCGUCUCGCAGGGUUUUCACAAUCAAAUUAGAGAUUCAAAUAACGCCAUCACCGUAAACCAACAAUACGUCGUACGCGCAGCAAUACUAAUUUCACUCGCUCCAGCCGGGACUGUAUUGUCAGCCAAACUAUGGCACACCGCAGCGCAGGCUGGCUCAAUUGUGCCUAAGAUUCUUAGUACUACUGUUUCAAUGACUUUAAAGACCACCCUUGGGUCUUACGCGAUAUAUCAAGCGGUGGUAACUGUGGGAGAUGGUGUAUCCGCUCUACCAGGUGGAACCAUGACUUUCCAGGUGACAUCAGGGGCUACCCUUGCCAGCGCAAAGGUUGACCCCGGAAAUUGGCCUGCAUGUACAAAUGAUGUCUUGACCUCUUGUUGA